GGGCGUUGUUUCCUGUCGGCAGAGGAUCCAGGUUGCGCGCGGGAAGCUAGUGCUUUGAGAUGGCGGUCGACACACGGACCGUGUAGCUUCAGGUUUGCAGCGUGUUGGAAAACUUUCUGCCUCAUAAUCUCAGCGCCAUGGAGGGGGGCAAGCCGAGCCUGUCCCUGGUCUACCAGGCGGUCCAGGCCCUGUACCACGACCCGGACCCGUCCGGGAAGGAGCGCGCCUCGGUGUGGCUCGGAGAGCUCCAGAGAUCGGUAAGACCUGGGAGCCCGGGGUUACCGGGGGCCCCGGGGGCUGGCGGGGGACCCCCGGGGGUCGAGGGGGUCUACACCGGCCUGUCCGCACAAGCUUUUAACAUUUUACCAGAUAAAUACAGAACGGGCAAACUGCGCAUGCGCAGAGACAGCGCAGUUUCUCCAGUGAAUAAAGUCUUCUGUGUUGAUUUGUGUCCUCAGCUGGCUUUAGCCAUCGCAGAUCUCGCUCUCCAGAUGGCCUCGUGGAAAGGAUGUGUUCACACGCUCAUAGAAAAGAUGAGCAGCAGCUCCAGCGUGCGCAGGUCUCCCAUCCCCUGGCCUGGACUCCGGACCGUCGUCUCCAGAAACGUCUCGCAGAGUUCGGUGAAGAUGCGGCAAGAGCGACUAUGGACUUCCUCUGGCAGCACGGUGAGGAUCUCUAUGAGGAAGGGCAUGGAGCUGAUGUCGUUGUUGUACCUGAGAAGGGCGGAGACACAGGACAGGUUAAGCUCCGGAGACACAAGACAGCUGCUGUCUGAAGAAUCUACCAACGGUAAAUCAGCUGAUCCCACCGUGUGGCUGGACAGACUGGCCGUUAUCUUCAGACGUUUUCUGUUUUCAUAGUUAUAUUCUACGUUGAAAGAAGGCAACCCUUCCUGGGAAGUGACGGAAGCUGUUCUUUUCAUCAUGGCUGCAAUUGCUAAAAGUGUUGAUCCAGAGAACAACCCAACCCUGUCGGAGGUCUUGCAGCAGGUGGUUUUGCUUCCAGAAACCAUCCACAUGGCAGUCCGCUUCACGAGUAUCGAGCUGGUCGGAGAGAUGAGCGAAGUCGUGGACCGAAAUCCCAGAUUUCUCGACCCCGUGCUGAACUACCUGAUGAAAGGUCUCCGAGAGAAACCUCUGGCAUCUGCAGCAGCCAAGGCGAUCCACAACAUCUGCUCGGUGUGCAGAGACCACAUGGCUCAGCACUUCCAGGGCCUGCUGGACAUCGCCCGCGCCCUGGACUCCUUCGCCCUGUCCACCGAGGCCGCCGUGGGGCUGCUCAAAGGUACAGCUCUGGUUCUGGCUCGGCUUCCUCUGGAGAAGAUCGCAGAGUGUCUCAGUGAUCUCUGUGCAGUCCAGGUCAUGGCUCUGAAGAAGGUCAGUCUGAGUAUUUCUGAGCCUAUGUGGUGUUGCCUGCUGCAGAUCUGGCCUGUUCUGUCCGAGACCCUGAACACCCACCAGGCUGAUAACCGGAUCGUGGAGCGCUGCUGUCGCUGUCUCCGCUUCGCCGUGCGAUGUGUGGGAAAAGGCUCCGCCUCCCUGCUGCAGCCGCUCGUCACGCAGAUGGUGAGUGUGUACCAGGUGUACCCCCACUCGUGCUUCCUGUACCUGGGCAGCAUUCUGGUGGACGAGUACGGCAUGGAGGACGGCUGCAGGCAGGGACUGCUCGACAUGCUGCAGGCUCUGUGCAUGCCGACCUUCCAGCUGUUGGAACAGCAGAACGGUCUGAGGAACCACCCCGACACCGUGGAUGACCUGUUCAGACUGGCCACCAGGUUCGUCCAGAGGAGUCCUGUUACUCUGCUCAGCAGCAGCAUCAUUGUCCACAUCAUCCAAUGUGCCAUCGCUGCUACGUCUCUGGACCACCGAGACGCAAACUGCAGCGUAAUGAAGUUUGUCCGAGACCUGAUCCACACGGGGGUCGCCAACGACCACGAGGAGGACUUUGAGCUGAGGAAGCAGCUGAUUGGCCAGGCCAUGGAGCAGCACGCCCAGCAGCUGGUGACUCAGCUGAUGCACUCGUGUUGUUUCUGUCUGCCGCCGUACACGCUGCCGGACGUCGCCGAGGUGCUGUGGGAGGUCAUGCUGUUCAACAGGCCGACGUUCUGCCGCUGGUUAGAGAACGCUCUGAAAGGGUUACCCAAGGAGACGUCUGGAGGAGCCGUGACCGUCACUCACAAGCAGCUGACAGACUUCCACAAGCAGGUCACCAGUGCUGAGGAGUGUAAACAGGUGUGUUGGGCCAUCAGAGAGUUCACCAGACUGUUCCGAUAGCUGAGAGCUUCACACAACACCAGGUUAAAUCUUUUGUUGACCAACAUUCAGAGGUGACGGCAAAAAGCUGCGACUGCAGACGAGGAUCCAAAGGGACGAGGAGGAGGAGGACGAGGACGAGGAGGAGGAGGGACUUUGAAUGUGAAACGGGACGAAUCACUCUGCAGAACUGACGAGCGAGCUGAUUGGACAGACUGAGUCCUCCACCUGCAGCAGGUGUGGGGGGGGGGGGGCGGGUCCAGCGGGGGGCGGGGUCAGGACGAGUUCACCCAGUGAACCAAUCAGAGGAUGUGCCUGGCCAACAGUUUUUAAGAGAAGAUUUAUUUUUGGGACUUUGGUCGUGAUGUUUUCUGUCCGUGCCAUACAAAGAGCCAAAAGAUUUCCCAUGAUGCACUGGGCUGAGCGGCUGCCUGUGGAGGCUCGAUGCUUGAGGAUUUGGCGUCACCUUUGACCUUUUUAACUUUGGUUGACUUUUAGUUGUUUUUCCACAAAGUGAGACAGAGUGAACUCUGGGUAAUGAGACAGAGAGACUGACACCAUGACAUCAUCGGUGAUGUAGCCUUGUUGUAAACAAUAAAAACAACUGAA
Etheostoma cragini (Arkansas darter) is the source of this 2861-nucleotide messenger RNA. RefSeq names its product transportin 3 (gene tnpo3). The record is from RefSeq and is a predicted model, not a curated record. The transcript is spliced from 17 exons. NCBI's taxonomy places the organism in Eukaryota, Metazoa, Chordata, Actinopteri, Perciformes, Percidae. Gene Ontology annotation, biological process: protein import into nucleus. Gene Ontology annotation, cellular component: cytoplasm; nuclear membrane.